AUGGCUAAAUUUGUUACGAAUGAAAUUAUGGGCACAGCCCUUGAAGUGACCGAAAGGUAUUCACGUUUGGAACCACAAGGCAUUGGUGCCUCUGGAGUAAUCUGCUCGGCACAUGACUCCAUAGGGAAUAAAACAGUCGCCAUAAAGAAGAUUGCGAACCCAUUUGAGAAUCCAGCUGUGACCAAGCGCGCAUACCGUGAGGUUCAUCUAUUAAGUAAUUUGCGACACGACAAUUUGAUCAAUAUGCGAGAUAUAUUUAUCUCUCCAUCAGAGGAUCUUUAUAUUGUGACAGACUGCAUCCGGACGGAUCUUCAUCGUCUCCUUCAAUCGACAUCAAAGCCUCUAGAAGCUAGAUUCGUCCAGUUCUUUACCUAUCAAAUGCUGCGAGGAUUGAAAUACAUUCAUUCAGCUGGGAUCAUUCAUCGUGAUCUCAAGCCCAGCAACCUUCUGAGUAACGACAACUGCGACAUGAAAAUCUGUGACUUUGGAUUGGCUCGGGAACAAGACGCCCACCAUAUGACUGGCUAUGUAGUGACGCGAUACUACCGAGCACCGGAGAUCAUGUUGACCUGGCAGAAAUACACUUAUGCCGUGGAUAUAUGGAGUGUCGGCUGCAUUGUGGCGGAGAUGCUUCUAAGAAGAGUCCUCUUUGCUGGCAAGGACCACGUGCACCAGUUCACACUGAUUACCGAUCUUUUGGGGAAGCCCCCCAAGGAGGUCAUGGAGAGAGUGUACAGCAAGAAUACAUUGGAAUUUGUUGAAUCGCUACCAGAGCGGGAGCCCAUCCCACUUACAUCUCUGUUUAGAGAUGCCGAUCCUCAAGCUAUCAAUCUUGUGGAGAAAAUGCUCAAUCUAGACCCGGAGAGGAGAAUCACCACGACGGAUGCACUCAAACACCCCUAUGUCUCGACCUACCAUGACCCCGAGGACGAACCCGUCUUUGAAAAACAUAUUGAUUGGUCUCUUUUGGAUUCAGAGCUGUCAGCAGACGAAUGGAAGAGCAAUAUGUACUUUGAGAUUUUGGAUUACCACCGUGGUGCUUGCGAUCGAGAAGAUAAGGACAUCCCUAUCACGAGAGGCAACCUUGACAACUGGCCGGCCGACCAAAUGAUGGUGGACACAUACUAG
This is a messenger RNA of Penicillium atrosanguineum, 1128 nucleotides long. RefSeq lists its product as uncharacterized. Bases 1 to 1128 code for a protein of 375 amino acids. The record is from RefSeq and is a predicted model, not a curated record. NCBI's taxonomy places the organism in Eukaryota, Fungi, Ascomycota, Eurotiomycetes, Eurotiales, Aspergillaceae. Gene Ontology annotation, biological process: cellular response to oxidative stress; protein phosphorylation; stress-activated MAPK cascade. Gene Ontology annotation, cellular component: nucleus; cytoplasm. The transcript is spliced from 8 exons. Gene Ontology annotation, molecular function: ATP binding; MAP kinase activity.